Mollisia scopiformis is the source of this 912-nucleotide messenger RNA. RefSeq lists its product as uncharacterized. The transcript has 3 exons. The record is from RefSeq and is a predicted model, not a curated record. Lineage: Eukaryota; Fungi; Ascomycota; Leotiomycetes; Helotiales; Mollisiaceae. The annotation marks the transcript as partial.
GCAAGGGCGUGGCUGAACGACUGUAUCACCACUCAUCCAGAAUGCCGAAGUAAUACUAGCCGCAAACUCCCCACCAGGGUGAUCAAUGUUGGAACUUCAAACAGUGAAGUGCGACUUGUGGAAACGAACGGAAGUGAAGGUCGAUAUGCUACACUCAGUCAUUACUGCGGCAAAAUUCAUCCACCCCUCACAGAGAAUGAAACACUUGAAGACAGAAAGCAGGGCAUCCCAGUCGAAGAUCUGCCGAAAACCUAUCGAGAUGCAAUCAUGGUGACUCGCGGACUCAAGCUACGAUACUUGUGGAUCGAAUCCCUUUGCAUCAUUCAAGAUGCUAGAGAUUACAUAAAGGAAAUGGCUGCCAUGCAGGAUAUUUUUGCAAAUGCAGUAAUAAACAUUUCGGCUGACGAUAGUCUGGAUACGAUCGAUGACUCUUGCGGACUUUCACACACUAAAGAUGGCCAUCAACAUAUUUUAAGGACUCGAGCUUCGGUACUACAGGAACGUAUGCUCUCUCGUCGCAUACUGCACUUCUCUGCUUACGAGCUUGCGUGGGAAUGCGAUACCAAUGUGCGGUGUGAGUGUUCGUCUCAUAUCAGACCAGCAAGCCAAAGGCCGAUGCGGAAAUGUAUAAGGGAGCAAAACAGUGAUGCUCCAACUAACAUCAAUUAUAACAAUCUUUGGAGUGACAUUUGCUCAACUUAUUCUAAACUUAACCUGGGUCGAGACUUCACCACGUUAAACACUAUCGCUGGACUGGCUUUCAGAGUUGGUGAAAGGUCUUCCAAGACGUAUGUAGCGGGAUUAUGGAAGGAAGAUCUUCCAUGUGGCCUCCUUUGGCGCACGGCCGCGACGGUGAAGAGGAGGAGGGUAGACUUUCCUACAUGGUCAUGGGCAUCCUCGACUGGAAAAGUU